AUGGCCGCGGCCUGGCCGAGCGGCGAGCGGCGGAGACCCGGGAGCGAGCCGGGAGACAGCGAAGGACAGCGGGGAGAGAGAGCUGGCCAAUGGCCGUCCGAGGCGGGCCGCGCCGCUCCAAUGAGCGUAGGGCUGCGGCCGGAAGCGGAAGUGACGCUCAGGGGCGGGACCUUGAGAGAGGGCGGCGUGGCCAUGGUGCGGGCUCGGGGCGCUGCUGCGGCUCCCGCGCGGACGGCGGGGCCUGGGGCCUCGGGACGUCCUGAGCCGCGGGGACAGCGGCGCGGAGAGAAGAAGAAAGUAAAUUGCAAGCCCAGGAAUCAGGAUGAGCAAGAGAUUCCUUUCCGACUCCGAGAGAUUAUGAGAAGCCGUCAGGAGAUGAAAAACCCGCUCAGUAACAAGAAGAGAAAGAAGGAGGCCCAGACAGCUUUUAGGAAGACACUGGAAAAGGAAGCAAAAGGAAGGGAGCCAGACAUCAUUGUCCCCAAGUUCAAGCAGAGGAAGGGCGAGUCUGAUGGGGCCUACAUCCACCGCAUGGAGCAGGAAGCCCAGCAUGUGCUAUUCCUUAGCAAGAACCAGGCCACCAGGCAGCCAGAGGUGGAAACAGCUCCCAAGAAGGAGAAGUCUGAGCGGAAGAAAGCGUUCCAGAAACGGCGACUAGACAAAGCCCGUGAGAAAAAGGAGGCCAGAGCACUGGAGAAGCUGGAGCGAGAGUUCCUGCAAGACACUGUGAAGUUUGGAGAGGUUGUGAUGCAGCCUCCAGACCUGACAGUCCAGCCCAGGAGAAGUGUAAGCAAAGAGCAGCCUGGCAAGAAGUCAUUGAUACUGAAGACACUGGUGGGCUCUGGUGGCAUGUCCCAGCCCCCAGCCACCUCUCUAGCCCGGCAGCGGAUCCUGGGGGAGGAGCGAGAGCGGGCUGUGCAGGCUUACAGAGCCUUGAAGCAGCAGCAGCAGCAGCAAGGGACACAACUGCACAGAGGGAAUUAGGGGCCAAGAGCCUCUGGAAGCUGGCCUGGGAGCUGCUAUGCCUUGGUCGGGGAGAGGCAACAGAUGGGGUCUACUCUCUCAAAGCAGGCCAACCUUCAGGUCUUUUCACAUUUUCCUCCCUAAAGACUGUCCGUUUUAGAGUGACUACUUAUGGGUUCCUAUCUGACACAGGGUGAGAGUGCCCCAUAUAGUCCCGUCCUUGACCAAGAUACAGCUGGGAGAGUGGGCAUCUUCCUCCCCUGAACGCAGAAACAAACAGCACUCAAUCCCAUAAUCCAUCUGGUUAUUGAACCCUUUUUUUUUUUUUUUUUUUUCUUGAGGUAGGGUCUUACUCUGGCCCAGGCUGACUUGGUCUCAGGGUGGCUUUGAACUCAUGGUGACCUACUUCUGCCUUAUAAGUGCUGGGAUUAAAGGCAUAUCUCACCACACCUGGCUUGAUUAUUGAAGCUUUGAUGUAGGUCAGCCUGUAUCUAAGAGAUUCCCUUGGACAACACAACCCAGGACAGGCUGGGUAGAGCAUGUUCACAGGACAGUGGAAAAGUAGAUGCAGGGCAGGGCAGGUAGGUAGCACAUAGCCCACCUGUAAGGGGUCUGUACCAGGGGUCAAGUCCCAGUUCACAUUUUUUUUUGAGGUAGGCUUUUAGGCUUUUAUUUUAUUCUAGUCCAGGCUGGCCUCAAACUCACAGUGAUUUUCCUACCUCUGCCUCCCAAGUACUGGGAUACAAGGUGUGCGCCGUCAAGCCCAGCUCCCAGUUCACUUUUAGUCCAAGGCAGCAGGAGCCACAGGCCAGAUUUGGUUUAGAUGGAGACUGAUGGUCAUCCACACACCAGGAGGGUAGGAGCAGGUCUGUGUCCUAUGUAAGUCUCAGGAGAACCAGCCAUGCAGCAGGGCUGCUGAGAAUUCAUACCCUGGGAUAAGUUCACACAGUGCCAAAGGAGGAAACACAUGGCUGCCUGUCCAAGUAAGAAGGAAUGAGGAGCUUAAAGCUACAUAGCCAGUAUGGUGGCACACAUCUUUAAUCCCAGUACUGGGGAGGCAGAGGUAGGAGGAUCACCAUGAGUUAUGGCCACCCUGAGACUACAUAGUGAAUUCCAGGUCAGCCUGAGCUAGAGUGAAAC
This is a messenger RNA of Jaculus jaculus (lesser Egyptian jerboa), 2103 nucleotides long. It is a transcript of the gene Ccdc137, whose product is annotated as coiled-coil domain containing 137. The transcript has 6 exons. NCBI's taxonomy places the organism in Eukaryota, Metazoa, Chordata, Mammalia, Rodentia, Dipodidae. Bases 1 to 984 code for a protein of 327 amino acids. The record is from RefSeq and is a predicted model, not a curated record.